AGUCUUGUGUUGUUGCCUGUGUUGUCACCUGACUGACAUUCGCCGACAUCGUCUUUUGCCCUGGUCUAAGGGCUUCUGCCCAAAGCAGCCAUCUUUGAUCGGCCUACACCAGCAGCCAGUGAUGGGUAAACAGAACAGCAAGUUGAAACCGGAAGUUCUGGAAGACUUGCGUCACCAGACCCAGUUCACGGAGGAGGAGCUCCAGGAGUGGUACAAGGGUUUCCUCAAAGACUGCCCCAGCGGACACCUCUCUGUGGACGAGUUUAAGAAAAUCUACGGCAACUUCUUCCCGUACGGAGACGCCUCGCGGUUCGCCGAGCACGUGUUCCGCACCUUCGACACGAACGGGGACGGCUCUAUUGACUUCCGUGAGUUCAUCUGUGCCCUGAGCGUCACGUCUAGAGGAAAGCUGGAACAGAAGCUGCGCUGGGCCUUCAGCAUGUACGACCUGGACGGGAACGGAUACAUCUCGCGCCAGGAGAUGUUGGAGAUUGUCACA
Messenger RNA from Physella acuta, 499 nucleotides. Its product is annotated as neurocalcin. The record is from RefSeq and is a predicted model, not a curated record. Gene Ontology annotation, molecular function: calcium ion binding. Lineage: Eukaryota; Metazoa; Mollusca; Gastropoda; Physidae.